AUGUCACCUGAACCCGGGCAGCAAUUGAUAGCCAAACAAGAUGUCUAUAAAUCAACCAACGCUUUACUCAUUGCGGAGCCAUUCUUUAUGUCCGCCCUCGACAACACCCCAGCUUUGCAAGGCUUCUACGGCUGGACCGACACUCUAAAGGGAGUGUAUUAUGGUCCAGGUUCUGUCGUAACGGCGUUGCCGAAACUACUGAAUACACUUGGUGUCAAGAAAGCAUUAAUCAUGACAGGAAAGAGCUUGAUGAAUAAGACCGAUGUGGUACGAAAGGUAGAGGGAAUACUCAGACAACACGACGCAUACGGUGCCACAUUCUUCGAAAUCGGGGAACAUUCUCCUAUCGCUGGCAUCCGCAACGGCAUCAAAGCGUUCCAGGAGAAUAGUUGCGAUGUGAUCGUAUCAAUUGGGGGAGGCUCUCCAAUCGAUGCGUCGAAAGCCAUCCUAUAUAACAUCCAGCAACAAGUUGGAGGGUUGACCCCGCGUCAGAUCGCGAUCCCCACAACCCUCAGCGCUGCCGAAUAUACGAUUGGUGCUGGGUUUACCAAUGACGAAGGCCAAAAGGUGGCUGUUAGCUCAUAUGAGUUGGCUCCGGCAGGCGUCAUCUUGGAUGCAGAGUUAACACUUGCGACACCUGAGCGUCUCUGGCUUUCCACUGGAGUUCGUGCCCUCGAUCACGCUGUUGAGAAUCUAUACAGACCUCUGGUCUCGCAACCAGUCAAGUUUCUUUGCUACGGCGCAAUCAGAGAUCUUUUCAAGUAUCUUCCAGACUCCAAAGCAAAUCCGACAGAUGUUGGCGUCAGACAAAAGCUACAGCUGGCCUCGUGGAUGAGUCUUUGGCCGAUGAAGCAAGAAAAGUACAGUGCAUUGGGUCUUUCGCAUUCACUCGGGCACAAGUUGGGUGCCAAGUACGGAAUUCCUCACGGAAUAACAUCGUGUCUUACGCUAUCUCCAACUGUUGCGCUGCAAGCAGAAAUAGCAUCCGCUGAGGAUCGGGAAUGCCUGGCAGAAGCACUGUUUUUCCUUCGCGAACCAUCGACAGGCUCUGUCGAAGGGGAUGUGCGCCGUCUAUCAACGUUAAUCAACGAACUUGUUGUCAGUCUUGGAUUGCAAUCCAGUCUGACCCAAUACAAAGUUCCUAAAGAAGAUUUCAAUUUCAUCGCAUCUGCGGCAUUGGGGGCGCAGGCUGAUUCAGUCCGGUUGGAGAAGGUGAUCCAGCUUCUGGAGGGUAUAUAUAACCCUAACAAAUUGUGAUAUACUUACGCUUGGGCAUGCGCAUACAUAUUCUUGUACCGAAGUUGGCAGUCUAUGCUUUAUUGAACUAAUAUUAUCGCAACAUUGAACUG
Laccaria bicolor S238N-H82 is the source of this 1349-nucleotide messenger RNA. Its product is annotated as iron-containing alcohol dehydrogenase. Bases 1 to 1257 code for a protein of 418 amino acids. The transcript is spliced from 9 exons. The record is from RefSeq and is a predicted model, not a curated record. Gene Ontology annotation, molecular function: alcohol dehydrogenase (NAD+) activity; metal ion binding. Gene Ontology annotation, cellular component: mitochondrion. NCBI's taxonomy places the organism in Eukaryota, Fungi, Basidiomycota, Agaricomycetes, Agaricales, Hydnangiaceae.